Oncorhynchus mykiss (rainbow trout) is the source of this 5228-nucleotide messenger RNA. RefSeq names its product putative E3 ubiquitin-protein ligase RNF144A-A. Gene Ontology annotation, biological process: protein ubiquitination. Lineage: Eukaryota; Metazoa; Chordata; Actinopteri; Salmoniformes; Salmonidae. The record is from RefSeq and is a predicted model, not a curated record. Gene Ontology annotation, molecular function: zinc ion binding; ubiquitin-protein transferase activity.
CCGGUUUCGAGGCGGGUGAAAGGGACGUUGCUUAGUUGCAAAGGAGUCCUCAGACAUUUUCAUGAUUUCCUCAUGCAGCUAACGUUACUGUAACGGUCAUUCGAUACUGCUUGUCAGCUGUGGUUUUAAUUCGCCUGCUUUCGUUAUCCACGUAGUCGUAUUUAUAUUGCAUUGAAUAUCCUCUUCGUUUAUUUCCAGGUGAUACAUGGUCGAAUGUUUUAGCGUCUUCGUUUUGGACGGAUACGUUUAGAAGUCACUACCAAAAACAAUCUGUAACCACGGGUGUAAUCAUUAGUCCAAACAGUUGCAAAACGGACUGAAACGAGAGUUUCUAGUUGACAAAUUCAGGUUGGUCCCUCCCCGCUUCGUUCAGUUUGCUUCCCGUUAAGAAACGUUUUGCAACAUAAUAGGCGUAAUGAAUAUACACCUAUAACGAUACUCUGUCUGUCACAAUGCCUCUCGAGUAGCAGCAAUCAGCCACCUACAUUUUAUCCAGUUGAUAACCUUCUGAAGUUCUGCUUUCAUCGCUCCUGAGGUUAUUUUAUAACCAAGAACACGGCGCUGUCACAAAACGCCAGCUCUGUGCCAGGCAAGAUGACCACAGCCAGGUAUCGGCCCACCUGGGACCUGGCACUGGACCCGCUGGUCUCCUGCAAAUUGUGCCUUGGAGAGUUUCCCCUGGAGCAGAUGACCACCAUCACUCAGUGUCAAUGUGUCUUCUGUACACUGUGCCUGAAGCAGUAUGUGGAACUCCUUAUCAAAGAGGGGCUCGAAACUGCUAUUAGCUGUCCAGACUCUGCCUGUCCAGAAAGAGGACACUUACUGGAAAAUGAGAUCGAGUGCAUGGUGGCUUCAGAGGUUAUGCAGAGACACAAGAAGCUACAGUUUGAAAGGGAGGUGCUUCUGGACCCGUGUCUGAUGUGGUGCCCGUCGUCGUCGUGCCAGGCAGUGUGCCAGCUGAAGGAGACUGAGGUGGCGCUGCCCCAGCUGGUGCAGUGUGCCGUGUGCACCCUGGAGUUCUGCUCUGCCUGCAAGCUUAACUGGCACCCCGGGCAGGCCUGCCCACCACCGGAGAACAACCUGCCCAUCACCGCCUUCCUACCUGGAGAGACCAGCUCCUUUUACAAGAGUGACGACGAUGACGGUCCCAUCAAGCGCUGUCCCAAGUGUAAGGUGUACAUCGAGAGAGACGAGGGCUGUGCCCAGAUGAUGUGCAAGAACUGCAAACAUGCCUUCUGCUGGUACUGCCUCGAGUCACUGGACGAUGACUUCCUCCUGAUCCACUUUGACAAAGGACCCUGUCGAAACAAACUAGGCCACUCCAGGUCGUCUGUCAUCUGGCACAGAACACAGGUGGUGGGGAUCUUCGCUGGCUUUGGCCUGCUCCUGCUGGUGGCCUCUCCCUUCCUCCUCCUGGCCACACCAUUCAUCCUCUGCUGCAAGUGCAAGUGCAGCAAAGGAGAUGAUGACCCCUUUCCCACCUAAACCUCACCCCACCAACACAGGCGGGUGAAGAGUCCGCCCCCCCCCCUCCCCCGCCAUGGACCAUUUUUUUCCCUUGUUUUCCCCUAUUGUCUCCCUCCAACUUUGGAGUGCUGCUUUAUUUAAUGGGACUUGGGCCUAGCCACUUCCCAAUCCAUCACUCCACAGUGUCAUGGUGGGAGUGGAGAAGAAGGAGUUGACCCCAUGCCCACUGGCCUGGUAGACGAGGUCAAAGGUCACGGGUCAGACUUUGAGGACAAUGAUGCCCCUCUGUGUGGAUUUGGGGGCUUGUGUAACUAUACUGUAGCAGGGCCACUCUGAGGCCUCGGCUGUGCUUCAGGCAGUACAAGACAAGAGGAGGGUGUUUUAUCAAGAUGAAGGAUAAACAUAUUAGGAUGUCUUGGUCAGGGUUGGGCUCAAUUCUAAUUGAAGGCAGUCCAUUUAGGAAUUAAACAAAAAUUAAAUAAUUGAUCAAAUUGCAUUUAUUUUAAAUUACUUCUCAAUAAACUUAACUGUAACCUUUUUAUUUCACAAGUUUUUACAUUUCAGAAUUAACAUUUCAAAUCACUUCCAUGAAUUGACUGCCUUCAAUUUGAGUUGAGCCUCCCUGUUCUAGAACCUCUCCUCGGGACAUGUUCAUGCAGGAACAGCUUGAAUCGGAGGACCUUUCACUUGAACUCACUUUAAUCAAGUUUUGUUCAUUUUUCAAACACAAAGCUCCCUCCCCCCACUCUCUGUGUAGCUGUCAACAUACAGGAAGUAGCACUGGAGUUACGUGAUGACCCACGUUUUGUGUUCACUCUGUUUGCACAUGAGACUCCCGUUUGUCACUUUAAGGACCGGGGCGGGAGUUGGGACGUUUUCUCUCUCACUCCCCUGUACAGCACGUUCUCUUGUUGAUGUCAGUGUUUUUGUAAUCUUUCGCUAUGUUCCAAACUAUCAGCAAGAAAGUAUUAAUUUUACAAACUGGAUUUGAACUCUUAUGUGUCUACAGGUAUUUGUGACGGUGUCCCAAACUCACUCUCACGUCCCAAUAAGAUAAUCAUGGGCCUGUAUUCACACAGUCUCAGAGUAGGACUGCUGAUCUAGGAAAGAUUAAACAAAUCCUAGGUUAGCAUUCUUACUCUGAAACACUUUGUGAAUACAGGCCCUGAACCUUAGUGUCGUCAUCCACACAGACGGAAACAAACCAUUUGGAAUCAACAGAAGCAACUUCUGUUGUCAAAUGGAAUACCUGAAUAUAGAUGUCCUGACGUUUUAAUUCCGAGUUCCUCUGAACCCAGAUAAUCAUAUUGCUUAGCCAAAUAGAACAAAUGGUUUUAAAUCAAUUAGAAAAGUAGCCAAAAAGUCACCUUUAGUUUCCUGAAGAAAAAAAAAACAUGGCUUUUGUCCAGUUCCGUCCUUGUGAAAGCACACUUAAAUAAUGAAUUUGUUUAAUGCAUCACAAUCAGUCAUUAAAACCUGUUUAUUGUCAGGUAGAACAUAAGAGAUGAAUUCAUGUCUCUCUGAUACAAAGAUGUCUCUUCAUAUCCAUAUCACAUUGAUGUUGGUCAUAUAUAUCCAACUACUGUAAUGAACAAUAAUCCUAUACAAGUGUUUUUUGUUGUGUGAACUAGUGGAAAACUUGCAUAUGUUAGUGGUAUGGUUGUCAAUGUUUUCAUUGGGAGAAAGUUGAGAGCUCACUCUCUCUACAUGCAGCUAACCUUUGCAGGGCUAUCAAAAUGUCAAGAACUUCACUAGACUGUUUUGGACACAUCCGAAAGCUGCUCUACACAUCACUGUAUCUAUGCAAGUUCGUGCGUUUCCAAUCUUACUAGGUCUUGCUAAUAGUGUGGUCAUAUCAAGUGGUCCAGUAUGUUAUACCAGAUUCCCUGUGCCAUCUCUUCAUACGGUAGUGUUUUACAACCGGGGGGUUGACUUGCAUCAGAUGUAACAUGGGUUUGAUUUGACCUAUCUGGGAAGCCAUACAUUAGUUAAUCACCGUCAUUUGUCCUCAUGUUGUUCCAUUAGACUGUGUGGUGAGGAUGCAUGUAGCUACACCGUUUCUCACUCUGAAACACAUCUAAAAGGGCAAUCUGCUGCAUCCAUUUUUUGACUUUUUAAAGUCAUAAUAUAUAGCCAUUGAUUCAUGAAGAAUAUAACGGUCUCGUGAGCUUAGUUCAACUGUAUAAACCCAUUAGAACCCAAACUAUAAGCUUGUUUUACUCAUUUGUGUAAACUAAUAAUUCUAUAGCCUCAAAAUGGUUAACUAUAGUUUUGAUAUUUAAUGGAUGGUCAGUCCUUGCAUCCAUAGCUGUUUUAUGAAUUUCUACAUCUACUGUUUACCAAAACAGUGGCAGGGUGCCCACUCUUUUUAUUGCUUGAACUGAAGAUUGACCCUAAACUCAAGAGAUGAGUCAUUAUCAUUCCGUCCAUCACUUAGCUACUUUGGAACACAUACAGAAUACUGAGAAACUCUUCAGAGAAGUCCCUGAUUUUUAAUGUUGUUCUCCUCGUAGAAUUCAAAUAGGGGCUAUGGCAGUUAAUGGAACUAUCAUCAGCAAUCACCUUACCUCAUGGUAGCCAUUCCUUUAAAAACAAAGAUAAUGUUAGCCUAAAUGUUUGAAUACCUCGCCUGUAGCCUCAUUUUCUUCUAACCCUUAAUGCAUCAAAGCCUGUAAUUCCCCAAAAAUUCAGUUGAUCUUAUUGACCCUUUUCUGUCAGUAAGGAAUAUAAAGGUUUCAACUGAACAUGUGGAUCACUGAGCUGACCAUGUCUUUGUAUGACAAUCGUGCCAAGAAGGUCUCGUGUGUGUGUGUGUGUGUGGCAAUGGUGAAAUUGAAUGGUGUAGAUUGAAUAGCUUGAAGCGUCUAAGAAUUUUUCAAAUAAAAUCUGCGAUCUUGUUUCCGUAUGGUGUGGAUGUUAAUGUUGGAGGUUGAGCCUUGGAAUACUCUGUGGUAUGACGUGUACUAUUGUUUUGGUUUUCAAGAUGUAGUAUGUUCAUUAAAUACUGUAGUUUUUCUGGAAUUGUUGAGUUUUUUGAAUGGGUUUGGAGAUCAGAAGAAAUGUAGACGCUAUUUCCAGAUUUCCUCAACUCGGAGGAAGGAAGGAUGGCAUUGCAGGACUAUAGGAAAUGUAACACUCAACUUGUUUCCACUUCUCUUAUCAUCCAUUUGGUAUAGUUGGGAUGUUGAGCUGAGAAGAAAUCCUGAAUAUUUGUCCUCUGACUCAACUGGUUUCAUUCAGCAUUAUGCAGCAAAGGGCCAAAAAAUGUACAUUUUAAACGCCGUUCACCUUGAGGUGAUGCCAUGCAUGUUGCACAAUUAUUUUCUAAGAUGUAAUACUUCUAUUGCUUUGUCCACAUUUCUACUGAGAUGUAUGUAGGUUGUCAAAAAUUCCAUUGCUCUUGUUUUUAAAAUGCAUGUUGUACUCUACCAUUACUAUGCGUUUUAAGAACCCAUACUAUGCCUCUUCAUUUUAGGGACUGAAACAAGUCCUUACAUUUCUGUCAUGACAUACUAUCCUGGCUUUUGAAGUUUGCCUUUUACACUUAAGAUACUGUACGUAGGUUGCCUUUGUGUUAUACUUCUGUUGGCUUUGAUGCAGUUGAUCAUACAUUUAAUUACUUUCAACUAUUCAAAAGAUGGAAGCUUUUAAAUUGGCAUGUGUGGUGGAUAUCCUUCGAUAAACCAACAUUGUACUUCUCCCAUGUAUCUACAGUUUCACGAACACUGUGACAUGGAAUAAAUGUGGUUGUUUUUUUGUGA